CCCGUCCCCUCCUCUCCCCUGGAUUGUGGAGGUACUCCCUUGGGAGUCGGCCCCUGUCUGCGGAGCUUUACUGUGCAUUCGCAUCUUUGUUCUGAUACUUUCCGUUCAGUGCCCAUCCUUGCCCUCGCUCUGGGGGGUUUGGUCGAGAGAAUCGGGCCUCCGCUCAGAUAGGAUCUAUCCUUUUGUACCCAGCUGAGUGCGGACACUUCCUCCGCCCAGUGCCGUGUGACUGGCGGGGAGCAAUCGGAGGGGUUGGACCCCAGGAUCAACCCAGAAGUGGAGGUGACCAACAGAAGACCGUGUGGUUCCCUGGGAAGAAAGUUUGGGAAUUGGGAGCUCUGGAAGCCACAGUCAGAAUCAGACAGUCUUACCUCGUUAACCCCAGUCCCUCCACCCCCCGCCCCCAAUCCUCCCAAAUAGCGGGAGAGAAGACAAACACCAGCGUUAAUUACAGCCAGGAUUUUGGGAGUUGGACUUUGGACAUGCUGGGACCAUUUGACUGAGAGAGGAAUUUCACAUUACCUGGGACGGGCUUUGGGAUCUGUCGAUCAGUUACCUGCACACAGCGCCCAGGACUCUCGUCCUCUGCUCGGUUAUGACCAGUUAAAUCCAUUCGCUCUUAAGAGUCAGUGUACCCCGACAUCACGCUGCCGCCUCGCCCGAGACCAUGUUGGACGGACUAAAAAUGGAAGGAAGUUUGCCGCAUUCGGCCCAGACACCAGCCUCACUUCAUGGGUCCAGUGGAAAGGAGAGGGCAGUGUGCGAAGGCUGUGAUAGGGUGAUCUUAGAUCGGUUUCUUCUGAGGGUGAAUGACAGCUUUUGGCAUGAGCAGUGCGUGCAAUGUACUGGGUGCAGGGAGCCCCUUGCCACCACUUGCUACUACAGAGACAAGAAGCUUUACUGCAAGCAUGACUACGAAAAGCUUUUCGCAGCCAAGUGCAGCGGCUGCAUGGAGACCAUUGCCCCCACCGAGUUCGUCAUGCGGGCCCAGAAGAGUGUCUACCACCUGCACUGCUUCUGCUGCUGCGUGUGUGAGCGUCAGCUGCGCAAGGGAGAUGAGUUUGUGCUGAAGGAGGGCCAGCUGCUCUGCAAGAGCGACUACGAGAAGGAACGGGAGCUUCUGAGCUUGGUCAGUCCGGCCGCCUCGGACUCAGCUAAAAGCGAUGAUGAAGAUUGCACCGACAAACUGGGGCAGCUACAGUGCAAAGGAGGCGAAGACUUCAAAGACCCAAAGAGACCCAAGAGGCCCCGGACUAUUCUCACCACACAGCAGAGGCGUGCCUUCAAGGCAUCAUUUGAAGUGUCUUCCAAGCCCUGCAGGAAGGUCAGGGAGACGCUGGCAGCAGAGACAGGCCUGAGUGUCCGAGUCGUACAGGUGUGGUUCCAAAAUCAGCGAGCGAAGAUGAAGAAGUUGGCCCGCCGACAGCAGCAACAGCAGCAGGACCAGCAGAACACACAGCGACUGAACACAGUCCCAGCGAACACCUCCUCUAACCCUGGGAUGGAGACGAUGAUGAACCCCUACACAACCCUGCCUCCACAGCAGCUCCUGGCUAUUGAACAGAAUGGAUAUAACACUGAUCCUUUUCGACAAGGCCUCACUCCUCCUCAGAUGCCAGGAGACCACAUGCACCCUUAUGGCAGCGAAACCCUCUUCCAUGACAUGGAUAGCGACACCUCACUCAACAGUUUAGGAGAUUGUCUCCUAGCAACCACUGAGGCAAACUCCAUGCAGGCUAGAAUAGGAAACCCCAUAGACCGCCUGUACUCCAUGCAAAACUCCUACUUCACUUCCUGAAGUUGGCCACAUUGGAAGCGGGGAGAGCAGCCACAGGUGCACUCAUUCAGACUGAUGCCAUUCACAACUCUCCCGAAGACCACCUAAGACAAUGGACAAAGCCAGGAGCUCUACACUGACUGGCUGAGGUACUCACUUAAACACCACCCCUCCCCCCCCCCCAUUUCUUGUAGUGCCAGCGAAAGGUGGGUUUGAUUUGUUUCAACUCUGCCCAUGUGACACCCUGAUGUGUUGGAUGGUCCAAAUACAAGAACUUCAGGGCCCCGACGUCUCGUCAAGACAAGCCUGCAUUUCAGCAGUCACAUGAACCUUCUUGUUUUCUCCUCGUCCCCCCUGCUAGGAACGUCUUGAAGACCCGACUUGCAGACAUCCGGUUAUUUAUAGAAUUAAAUACUCAGACUGGGUUGGUGCAGCUACAGAAGCUCCAGCGACUUGCACAGAAGACUUCACUCCUGACCGUGCUUGCCGCACCCCCACCCCCUCGUCACCCCUUCAGCCCCCACACCCUGCCCUCCAAGUGCACCAGAGACCGACAUUUCUACGGACUGUGACACUGGAUGGAAGGAGGUGCGAGGUGGGUUCAAGGCUCACAACCAGAGGGGAGUGGAGGCAACAGAGAGAAAGAGAUUCCAUCCAAGAAAAGGCUGCAUCAAGCACAAGACAGGACCCAGGCCUGGAUAAUACAAAAUAGAACUUUAUUGGCACAAGCUGAAAGUUAUGAUUUUACAAAGGUGACUUUAAUUUUACAGCUUUUACUAUUUAAUUACGCACUCGGUGCACUUAAGUUAUGAAAUUGCUAUUAAUUUUUUUUGUUUGUAAAAAUCAUUUGAAGAAGGAUUCUAAUUAUGAGGUUUCUUUGGGGCCACUUUUGGUAAGAAUUAGCCAAAACUGUCUGAACUGUUGUCAGGUGUAAAGGUCACCCCUCCCUAUCCCACUCAAAAAGAAUUGCGUUGUAAAUAACGGCAGUUUGAGGAUGUGUUUUUUUUGGAAGUGCUGGUUAUUUUACUGUGAAAAAUCUGUGAUAAUGUACAGACGGAAGAUCCCCUCCUUCCACCCCCCGCAGACAACUAUCUCUGGUACCAAGCUGGCUUUGGCCGUAAUGCACAGAAAGGCCAAAGGUCUCUUCAUUGUAUGCUGUGUACAUGUUCCUAAAGAAGGCCCUGAAUGUAUAUUGAGCACCAUUUAUGGAGGUGACAUUAUUGAUGCUUGAGCAAGCAAGGCCCAGUAGUGCAACAGGUUAAAAGAACCGCAACCCCUCCCUCACCUGCGGUCGUGGGUUGGAGUCUGAGUGUGAUGUUGACUGCUGAAUUACAUGGCCACACCAGUGGCAGCUUGUAGACUCACCCUGGUGGGGAAGAAAGGUGGUGAAGGAUAGACUGCAGGUCCCAACCUCACCUUGAGACCAGUGCAGCUCUGGUCUCCUAAGUGCGCUGGAAGAAGUAGUCCCAAGGGUUUGCUCUAAUGAGACACAUAGCAUGUAUUGACCAGGUCUUUGCUGACGCGGACCUUUGCUUUUGGACCGUAGAUGCACUACUAGGGUGUCUAAGGCUCGGGGAAGAUCUAGAUGGCUCUCCCAUGAGCGCUGGGAAGACCAGGGUUGGUGCAGAGUGGGAAAAUGGCCCCCCCUGUGUGAUGGGUGGAUGGUAAUCUCUGGAACCAUCAGCCUGGGCUUGAAGGGGCAUGGAGGGUGGGGACAGGGAGGAAGAUUACCCCAGGAGAUGCUGUGGUCUUGUUCUUGACAUCUGAAUGCCGGAUCCGAAGGGAAAAGGGGACGUCAAGAGUCAAGAGGACUUCAAGACUCCCACCUGCUCAACUCCUCCUCUCAACCCUUCCCUUCAAUCACUGACCCAUCUCCUCCAUUCCCAGCCCUCCCCACCUCUCCAACUCCUUCCCCCACUUCUCACCAACUUCUCCUUCCCAUUUCUUCCCCUCCCUUCUUCCUCUCCCACCUCUUCCACUUCCCCAAUGCCUUUCCUUCCCAAUUACUCCCACCUCACCUCCUGCCAUCGAAUCCCUCCUCCACAACCAAUCCCACCUCUUCCCUACACCCCAACCCCACCCCACUUCUCCUCCAACCUCUCUCCUCCACCUGUCCUCCCACCCUGCCUUUCCCCUCCCUAACCCACUCUCCUCAC
Pristis pectinata (smalltooth sawfish) is the source of this 3933-nucleotide messenger RNA. RefSeq names its product LIM homeobox transcription factor 1-alpha-like. Gene Ontology annotation, molecular function: DNA-binding transcription factor activity, RNA polymerase II-specific; RNA polymerase II transcription regulatory region sequence-specific DNA binding. Bases 668 to 1798 code for a protein of 376 amino acids. NCBI's taxonomy places the organism in Eukaryota, Metazoa, Chordata, Chondrichthyes, Rhinopristiformes, Pristidae. Gene Ontology annotation, cellular component: nucleus. The transcript is spliced from 10 exons. The record is from RefSeq and is a predicted model, not a curated record. Gene Ontology annotation, biological process: neuron differentiation; regulation of transcription by RNA polymerase II.